AUGUGGCAGGCGGCAGGGGAUGCAGCUAGGGCGGCCGGGCGCUUCGCCCGGCGCCAUCGGCGAGCCAUCGUCGUAGGUGGAGUGGUGGGAGCGGCUGCUUGCGUCUACCACAGCAUGAAGAGGGCACUGAAGGAGGCCGAGGACGAGCACGCGGCCAUGCUGGUCCAGGCGGGACACGAUGCGAGGAGGAGGCAGUGCAUGUCGAGGACCCGCGGGGAGUGCGUUGCCGCCCUGGCCAACUUCCUGCCGGCCCUGAGAAAACGCCUCUUUCUUGCUGUAGAUGUCACCGGUCCGGUCCGAGAGCUGAAAGCUCUCAGGACUGGGUUAGCGGGAGCUACUGCAGCGGCAGCGGCGGCGGUUACGACCGAUGGAGGGGCAGGGGGCGGCACCGGCAGCAGCAGCAGCGACAGCGGGGGGGGCGGGAGCGCGGUCGCCGACGGUUCGGCGGCGGCAGAGGCGGAAGAUCUACAGUCCCGCGAGGUGGAGCUGUGGGAGCAGGUGAAAGUGACGGCGUUGACUCGACUGGUGGUGUCCCUGUACGCGUUCAACGCCCUCGCGCUCAUGCUGCACAUGCAGCUGCACAUUCUCGUCGUUUGACCAUUGACCUCGCAUCCCUAUAAAGCCGGGACGGAGCACGCCGGGUUCUCACCGGAC
Molecule: messenger RNA, 654 nt
Organism: Ectocarpus siliculosus
Lineage: Eukaryota; Phaeophyceae; Ectocarpales; Ectocarpaceae
Source: the annotation of a GenBank genome assembly